AUGGCCCGUUUGAGGCCGCCGUCGGCGAAUUGGCGACGCGAUGAGUUGCACGCCGACAUCGAAACAUCGAGCUCAAGAAUUGAAUGCAGGCGCUCUGGUGAGAUGGUGGAAAACAAUCCCUUUGCUUUCAGCCCAGCCCAGCUUUCUAAGAUCUUCGGACCCAAAGGCAUGUCAGCUUUCCAUGCUUUAGGAGGCUUACGCGGCAUCGAAGCAGGUCUCCAGACACAUCGCAACUCGGCUCUCAGCAUCGACGAAAAUAAUUUCGGCAGAUCUUCCUUUGAAGAGGCUUCGAACUUGCCAUUUUCGAAAUCUCGGGCAGACGAUCCCAAUCAACCGAAUGAGCCAAGCUCUUAUGGCAACGCGGCCUAUUUCCACUAUGCAACUUUGGCAGAUCAGAAGCGCAUUUUUAUGGACAACAGACUCCCAAAGAUGUCGAAAUCUCUGCUUGAACUAUUCCUGGCUGCUAAAAGCGAUAUCGUCUUGCACGAUAUUCUUGAGCUGAUCAUUCUGGUCAACAACUUUUGUGCUGUUAUACGAGCUUCUACUUGUGGUCUUGAGAUCAAGGACGACAGUAUAGCACGCAAGUCACUUCAAGCAGUCACUCUGAUGGAACAUCUCUCAAUGGCUUUGGUCCUCCUCGCUGUUCCUUGGACGAGUUGGAAAAUGUGGCUGGAAUAUUCUCGGAUCGCAUUGUUGAAUCAGAGCCAAGAUCGCCCCGCCAAGGUUAUCCGUUCUAGCAUAACAACCGAAAUCUCUCUAUUUGAUUUGAUGCCAGGCGACAGUGUAGUUGAUUCAAUUAUUCUAUCCGGCAGCACGGUCUUAGAGGGACUCGGCACACUCUUGGUGGUUGCCACUGGUGUCCACUCCGUUGACGGCAAGAUCAAGAUGAUCCUUAUGAACGAGCCGAAAAUUGCACAGCACGAAUGGAUUAUCAGCCUGGUUUUGAAAAUACUCUGGCUCGCCUUUUUCCAUCCAAGACUCAUCGAAUUACUUUUUCAGGGCAUCCUGAGCAUCUUCGGCGGAACAUUCUGGGAGAAACUCAAAGCUGCGAGCAAUGCAUGCAUACCUCAUACGGCUAUGCGAAACGACAAACAGUCAUUUUUGCCGAUACUGCUUGAGGGAGAGUCAGCCCUGGCACUGCCUGAUACCGAGGUUGGGUACAAUGUCAUAACCGAGGAUUAUGCAGCCUUGAUCGGAGUUAGAAUCAACCGAGACCUCCCUGUUGGAAAAUCUAGGUGA
This is a messenger RNA of Pestalotiopsis fici W106-1, 1239 nucleotides long. RefSeq lists its product as uncharacterized. The coding region runs from base 1 to 1239 and encodes 412 amino acids. The transcript has a single exon. Lineage: Eukaryota; Fungi; Ascomycota; Sordariomycetes; Amphisphaeriales; Sporocadaceae. The record is from RefSeq and is a predicted model, not a curated record.